AUGGAAACAGUGCUUUAAGAGAGUAUUCUUGCAUUAACAUUUAAUCAUGAGAGAAGUAGUAUAAUAUACUUGGCAUAACCAAGUUUUUAAGGUGAGAAUCCAAUAAAUGAAUUGAUUGAAUUAGAUUUACACAAUCAGACUGUAUUGGAGAGGUAAAAAAUAAUAGAAAUAUAUAUAGAUACAUAAUAUCUAAGUAAUUACCAAAUUAGCCUCCUUUUAUGUUGAUUACAUCAAAAAGGAAGGGAUAUUUAAUAUUGGCAUUUCAGCCAUCUUUAAUGGAGAUAUGGUAAUUAGGAAAUAGUGCGUAAGGAUUUAAUUAAUCAAUUUGGUCAGGGGAGACAAAGGGAAGAAGUGGAUAUGAAAUAUAGCAUGCUGAUGUGAGCAAUUUGGAUGUAAGUUUUGCAUAUAACAACUUAAAAAGGGUAUUCUAUUCUUCAGUGCUAUGGAUUAAAGAAAUAUAUAUUGUGCGAAUAUAGAUGAUACAAUUUAAUCAAAUAGUCUAGAAUUGAAUUUAAGUAAAUUGAGAUUACCUGAACGAGUAAAUGUAAACGAUUUGAAAUGUCAUCCUACUGAUUAUAAAAUAUGUAGUGCAUGUUCAGAUGGAUUUGUAAGAGUAUGGAAUUAAACAACACAGACUUAAUUAAAUAGUAUAUAGGAUGAAAAUAAUAUUAUUAUAUCCCUGGCAUUCUAGUAAGAUGGUUAGAAAUUGUUAUGUGGUUCUGAUAAUGGAAAAGUAUCCUAUAUAAAUUAUAUUCAUAGAUUUUAUGUUAUGAUGCUAAAUCUUUAGGAGAUAGAAAUAUAUUAUUAGCUAUAUAUUAAUUAGAACAAAAUCAUAAUAAUGGUUUAUUAUGUUUGCAUUGGGCUAAUUAUAAUGGAGCUAUCAAUUGUAAUUAAUUUCUAGCAUAUCUUUAUGAUGGCAGUAUCAAAUUAUUAAAUAUUAAAUUACUUGUCCCUUAAGAUAUGAUUCGAGAUUAGAAAAUAUCUAAAUCCAAGAAAUAAGAACUUUUUGGUAGUAUCAAAGAAAUCUAGAAUCUAUUAGUUAUUAAAAAUGAUCUUAAAUAUAAUGCUUAAAGAUAAUAACCUAAUAUUGGAUUAUCUAAAUUUAUUUAAAUUCACCCGUAUGCUAAUUUUAUUAGUUUAAAUUCAAUUAAAACUUUACCUGAUUAAACACUUUAAAGUUAGAUAUUUUAUUAAUAUAAAACCUAAAUAAUUCUUUUAAAUGAUAAUACUAAUCUCUUAGCUGAAUAUCCUGUUAGUUCUCAAUAAUAUUAAUAUUCAUUUCAAGAACUAUUUCCAGAUGAAAAAAAUAGAAUACUAACCUAAAGGUAUCUCUAUUAUAUUGAUUAACAUACUAUGGAAAUUAAAUAAUAUUGUUUAGCUAAAGGAAUGUUGAAAUCUAUUGCAAAUUUAAAGUAAAUGAUUUUAGUUGAAAAUCCAAUCUUCUAUUCAUUAAGUAUUAGACCAAAUUCUCUUAAAUAUGCUCAAAGAACUCAAUUUCUUUUAAGUUAUAAAAUAGAAACUACUUAUAGAUGUUGCACAGUAAUGUCUAAUGAAGGAGUUUUAUCAGAUAUUUUAAAGGAAUAUCCUGCUAGAUUUUCAAUGUUUUUAGGAUAAGAAUCUUGGGCAAAUCCUCCAUUAUUUUUACUUUAUGAGGAUAGAUCAAGUUAUAGUAUUAUAUUUGAAGAUUCCUUACCUUAAGAGGAAGAUAUGUUAAAAUUAUUAAAUAAAUAAGACAAAGAUAAAUUACAAAACUAAAUGAAAUAAUCAUUAAAUUUAAAAGUGCAAAGAAUGUUUUGGACUCCUUUAAGAUCUGGUUUUGUUGUAAUUUAUUAACCAAUGAAUGAAAAUAUAUUGAAGUUUAGUAGAAACAGAAAUGCUGAAAAUAAUCUAUUAGAUUUAUUAAUGUAAAGUGGAAUUGAAAUGAGUUUCAAAUUUGGGACUGAUGAAUAAUUAACAGAUUUAGUUUGGUAGAAAGAUUAAAAUAUAGCAGCAGUAGUUACUAUUCAUAAUGUUUAUAUUGUUGAUGAUAGUCUAAAUACUCUUAAAUUGAUUUCACUUUAACCUUAAGUUAAUAAAAAGUAAUUUAAAUCUAAUAAAAUUAGAAAUCGAAUUUUACUUACUUAUUGGAUGGCUUAGACACUUAUCUUAUAAACCAAAUUUCAUAUUCUUUAUGUUUUAUUAAAUGGGACUUGUGCUUCCAUAUAAUCAAUUGAUAAUUACGAAGAAAAGAAUGUACUUUCAGCUUUGUUAUGGGAUAGAAUGAUUUUACUAUGUUAGAGGUAACAUUUAUUAGUAUAGUAUUAGUCAUUCCAAAAAAUAAAAUAAUAUUGAAAUAAAAACUAAAUUUAUCAAUAUUCUAUAACCUGUUUUAUAAGGACAUAUACAUAAUAAACGAUUCUUUAAUUAAAUUGUAGAUGAAUCAACUAUUACUAAAUUAUUAUUGACUUUUGCAAAUCCAAAUAUUGAUUAUUCCCUAAUUAAAGAUUUAGAAUAGUAAAAAUAUAAUAUUAUAAUAAAGAUUUGUAUCUUGUGCUAAAUUUAUAAUUUAACUAGAUGAUUGUAAUUAAUUUACAAAACAUCAAAAAGCUAAAUAUUUCAUGAAUACAUUAGAUCAUGAGAAUUUAAGUGAAACUCUCUUUGGAGGUGGAGGCAUAAUUAAUAAUGAAGAUUUAUAAUAACAACUUAUUAAAAAAAUUAAAGACAGAAGAUUUGAAUAUUUUUAAGUCCUACUUGAAUAAGCAAAGUAAUUCUAUCUUAUGACAUUUUAAUAUAAAAUAGCUGCUGAGAUAGAUGCUAUUCUUAAUAAAUAACCAAAUUUUAUUCUAUAAAUUUUAAAGAAAUAGAAAUAGAUAAAUAAUAUUGAUGAAUAUUUAACUAAAGAGUAUACUAAUAAUGACGAAGCAAUCUAAUUAGCACAUAAAGUUUAAAAUUAAGGAAAUCUAUUCUUUAGAGAUAACAUCAAGUAAUUGAUUGAAUUAUUAACAUAAUAAUAAGAACAAAUAAAAAAUAAUUAAGAUAUGUAAAAUAUGUUACCAUCUCAUUAUUUUACAGAUUAUUUAUUAGAGAAGUUAAAAUAAAUAUAAAAUAUGAAAUCUUUACAUAAUAAAGUAGAAUUUGGAAAGGAUAAAUUCAAUUUAAUAUAUGAGGAUAUUAGAAAUGAGGAAGAUGAUGAAGAAUCAGUUGUUGAUAAUAAAGUUAUUAGAUUAUUUGAUAGAUUAACUUAUGAUUCUAUUGGUUUCUUUUUAGGUGUAGGUGGAUAACCUUAAUCUCAUUAAGAUAAUAAAAUGUUUGAUGGAAAAAAUGAUGAUGAAAAGUAAAGAUAAGAUUAAUAAUAUGAUUUUAAUGAAAAUGAUACUAAAGAAUUUUAAGAACUUUUAAUCUAUUGGAGAAUUGAUGAAGGAAAAGGUAAUAAAAUAGGAGAUUAUGGAAAUUAUAAUUGUGUUGGUGAUAUAUAUGUAAAUAAGGAAAUUAGUUCAGAAACAGAACAUUUAUGGGAAAAAUUAGAAGAAAGUGAUCCAAUGGAUAUUUAAGAUUUAUGGGGAAAUUAUUGUAGUGCUUAAUAAGGAUUUGAAUUAGGUCCUUAGGCAGGUAUAUAAACAAGAAAAAAGAAUUAUUGGAAAAAGAAUAAAUUAUCAGAUUUUACAAUUGAAAUGUGGAUUAAACCAUUACAAUCAUCUGGAUAGAUAUUAUAAGUAGAUUAAAAUUUUAUUCUUAAUAUAAAUGAAUUGAAUAUUGAAGUUAUUAUUGAUGGUUAAAUAGUUUAAUUUAAUCUAGAUGAAAAUGAUGAAUAUAAUCCUAUUAAUUAACCAUAAGUGAAAUUAAAUUUUUGGAAUCAUAUUUGUUUAUCUUAUGAAUAAUCAGCAAGUGUUUUAUAUUUAUAUAUUGCAGCUAAAUAUUAGUUUAGUUGUUAGGAACUUGAAAUUUCUCAUGAUCUUUUUAAAAAUAAAAAUUUAAUCUUAGGAUAAACUACUCAAGAACCUAAUGUUAAAUAUAAUGUAAUUAAAUGUAUGAUAACAGAAUUUAGAUUUUGGAAAUAAAAGUUUUAACUUAAAGAAGUUCGAGAUGGUUAUAGAUAACCUUUACCUAUAGUUCAUGAGAAAUAAAAAGAAAUUAAAAUUGAUAUCAAAUAGGAUUCUAAACCUAAACCUACUACUGGAUUAAAUGCAUUUUAAGGAUUGAAAUUAGAUUUUGCUUUAGAAUCUAUAGAAGAAAAACCAAUUAAAUAAAUACAAAUAUAAUAAGAAGAUGAUGGAUAAGGAACUACAUAAAUUGAAUAAGCAAACUCUGAUUUUGGUUGGUUUGGAGGAUCAUAACCAAAUUAAAUAUCAAAUAAUAAUAAUUUUGAAUUUGAUAGUAACUUUAAUGCUUUUGCUUAAGCUGCUGUUUCUUAAGUUAAAUAAGGAGAAUGGGGGAAUGAUUUUGGUGAAUUUGCAAGUUUUGAAUAAACUUAAGCAAAAUCAAAAACUAAUAAUGAAUUUUCAUCUUUUUCAAAUGAUAAUACUAAAACUCAUUAAUUAGAACCUCAAUAAAAACAAAAAAAUAAAGAAGAACCAAAAUAAUUAUAAUAGUAAAAAUCUAAACAAGAUUAACCAAAUGUUUAAUAAUAAUAAGUUUAAUUAUAAUAAGAUAAAGCAUAAUUAAAUUAAUAAUAAAUUCCUUAAAAAAAUUCAAUAUAAGAAAUUCAACAAAUUGUUGAUUAGGCUGUUAAAUAGUUUGGUUUAAAAUAAACCAAAGAAGGAGUUGAGAAUCUAUAAAAAGCUUUUUAAAAAUUAAAUGAUUAUUUAUAAGGAAAUAAAGAAAAACUAUAAAGAGUAUAAAAAUUAUUUUAUAAAUUUAGAUUUAAAAAUUCAUAGUUCAUUGUGCUCAAUAUAGAUUUGCUUUUUAAUUACUAAUUGGGAUUAACUAAAUGCAUGAGAAAGGUAAUUUUAAAAAAGAAAUUUAUAUGCAUUUAAUUUUGAUUCAUUAAAAUAUCAUUCCAAGUCAUAAACUUCAUUGGAUUAUUUAAUCAAUAUUUAUUUGUAUUGAAUAUGAAAAUACAGCUCUUGCAGAAACAUUAUUAAAUUAAUUAAAGUAGAGUUUAGAUAAGGUAAAAUUGACAGAGGAGGAUAAUUAAUUACUUAAAGAUUGCGAAUAAAAAUUAUCAAAACUUUAAGAUAAAAAGAAUUCUGGAUUAUAUAAAUUGACAUGUCCAUAUUGUAAAAGUCAUUUUCCAUUUAAAGGAAUAAAAAAAUGCAAUAAAUGUAAUAAAGACUUCUUUAUAUGCUAAUUUAAAUUGCUUUGCAUUUCCAAAGUUGAUUGUCUAAGAUGUAAGGCUUGUGAAUCUGUUUUCAGUAAAGAAUCAGUAUAAGUUGGUUAAAAAUGCCCAUAUUGUCAUCUUGAUGCUUUGAUAGUGCCUGGAGCUUGAUUUUGAUUAUUUUAUUCAUUAUAUGAUGAUUC
Paramecium sonneborni is the source of this 5436-nucleotide messenger RNA. The record is from the annotation of a GenBank genome assembly. NCBI's taxonomy places the organism in Eukaryota, Ciliophora, Oligohymenophorea, Peniculida, Parameciidae.